AUGGCUUCCCAAGCAGAAUCCAACACUGCCCCAGCGACAACGAGCACCACAGCGCGCUCCCAGGCCCAGGUUUCUGAGCAAACAACAGCGACGACAGAAUUCUACGACUGCUUGCUAGGCUCACUGCCCUGGACGUUUUCUUCGGCGACAGCUCCAAUCUCCUGGUCCAGGAGCUGCACGGACAAGGCGUGGAACAUGAUUUACUUGACUCCGACGCUCCAUGGGUAUUGGGCAAAAGGUUACUUUGCCCUGCGCUGCCUCGGAGUGUCCCCAACCGAGCUGAUGCAGACUCGACGGGAGCAUGACGAUGGAGAGACACCCGCAUGGGUCGCCAGGAUGGCCACAUGCAGCGGCGGCAAGCGUCCGGUUCACGGAAAGAUCAUGCUCCAGAUGGAGUGGCUUCCGGUUCAGCCCAGCAGGACCGCACCACGCUCCGGAGGCAAGCCGAACAAAACCAGCACCUGGAAUGAAAUUGUGCCAUCGGAGGAUCGAGAACAUUGGUUUCGGUCGUGGGAACGGUCCGAGCGCUACGGUGAAGCUACAGAAAACAGUGAUGCUGGUGAGGACGACGAAGUUGGCGGGACACCGGUGAUCGGCGCAACGAACAUACGGACGAGUCGUGCAGUAGAGACGGAGGACUGUUUUUCUGUCACUCUUCCCACAAUGGAGGAAGCUUUCAAGAUGAAGGCCAUGAUUGAUAUUCAACAUGCAUUCUUACGCAUGGCAAGCUUGUCGGGUGCCGCAGGCGACCCCGAUUUCCUGAAGCACAGUUUGGACGAUUGGGAAGAUGAGAAUGGUGAUGGAGCGGCGCACAUUGGCCACCAAGAAAAUGCCGAGGAGCAUGACCCUUGGGUUUGA
Sporothrix schenckii 1099-18 is the source of this 858-nucleotide messenger RNA. RefSeq lists its product as uncharacterized. Lineage: Eukaryota; Fungi; Ascomycota; Sordariomycetes; Ophiostomatales; Ophiostomataceae. The record is from RefSeq and is a predicted model, not a curated record. Bases 1 to 858 code for a protein of 285 amino acids. The transcript has 3 exons.